Protobothrops mucrosquamatus (brown spotted pit viper) is the source of this 1371-nucleotide messenger RNA. It is a transcript of the gene ID4, whose product is annotated as inhibitor of DNA binding 4, HLH protein. The transcript has 4 exons. Gene Ontology annotation, biological process: circadian regulation of gene expression; negative regulation of transcription by RNA polymerase II; cell differentiation. Bases 227 to 721 code for a protein of 164 amino acids. Gene Ontology annotation, molecular function: transcription regulator activity; protein dimerization activity. The record is from RefSeq and is a predicted model, not a curated record. Gene Ontology annotation, cellular component: nucleus; cytoplasm. Lineage: Eukaryota; Metazoa; Chordata; Lepidosauria; Squamata; Viperidae.
AGCAGAGGUGGUUGGGCUCGAAGUGAGAGCUGGGAAGGGAAUUGGUCAGACAGACAAACAGAUUGAUUGGAUUUCCAGCGGUCCGAGCCAGGCUCGUUCAUCCCUUCGAUUUGCCCAGCAAAAAGAAAGCGCUGCAUCGCCUCUUGUCUUGUCAUCCUGCGGGCGGGAGCUGUUUGGCUCCGGCGCCGAGCGGCUCUUGUUGCCUGCUUGCGUCUUUCUUUGCACCAUGAAAGCGGUGAGUCCCGUCCGACACCCCAGCAGGAAAGCUCUGACUAGCGGCUGCUGUUGUGGAGGCGGCGGCGGCGGCGGCGGCGGCAGCAGCGGCGACGGAGGCGGCGGCGGCGAUCUGGCUGUGCGUUGCCUGGCCGAGCACGGCUGCUGCUACAAGGGGAGCCCCUCGCUGGGCGAGGAGCCCGCCACUCUGUGUCUUCAGUGCGACAUGAAUGACUGUUACAGCCGCCUUAGGAAGCUGGUGCCCACCAUUCCGCCCAACAAGCGGGUCAGCAAAGUGGAGAUCCUGCAGCAUGUGAUCGACUACAUCCUGGAUCUGCAGCUGGCCUUGGAGACGCACCCGGCUUUGCUCCGGCCGCCGCCGCCGCCGCCGCCCCCGUUGCACCCGGCAAGUUACCCAGGAGGGCCUCCCCGGACCCCGCUCACAGCGCUCAACACCGACCCGGCGGGUGCUGUUAAUAAGCAAGGAGAUAGUAUUUUGUGCCGCUGAACUGCACUUCCAAGGUGUGCAGCAAGCAGAUCCUGAGCCACAGAAGCAGAAAGACACAUUAGAGGAGGGAGGGGAAAAACAGAGAGAUGAAAAAAAAAACAACCACCAGCCACUAGGCUAAAGGAAAAAAAAAAAACCUCAACUACUCCAGAAUUCUUUCCAUACUUCCUUUAGAGUGAGAGAAAGAAUUUUUUUUUUCAAAACUUUGUACUUCAUAGCAUUUUUCACAUGACUCUUAACUUUUUUUUUUUUUUAGAUCAGAUGUGAAUUGUGUACAUGUCUAGGAGGGAGGGGAUUUAAAUCUUCAGUAUUGUGUGGUUUUCUGUUGGAUUGAAGAUCAAGGGCAAAACUGGAGUUUAGAAAAUAUAACUUUAAUGCGUUGAGCAGUUAAAAUCUGAAGCUUUACUAAUCUACCAGAGGCAUUGUAGAUAACUUUUGUUUCGGGCAUCUAUUGUUUAAAAUAGAUGAUUUUAUUGUUUCCUUGGGGAUUUUCUUCUCCCUGCAGGAUUGUUACAUAUUGUAUAGAUUAAAAUGAGUGACAUUUCAUACUAUGUAUAUAGAGAGAGCUUCUAUAAGUGUGAGAAAAGUUUAUGCUUUAAUAGACCGACUGUAAUUAUGAAAUAUUUUUAAUUAAAUAUUUUUUGUAAAUA